This is a messenger RNA of Melanotaenia boesemani (Boeseman's rainbowfish), 3377 nucleotides long. It is a transcript of the gene depdc1, whose product is annotated as DEP domain containing 1a. The transcript is spliced from 12 exons. The record is from RefSeq and is a predicted model, not a curated record. Gene Ontology annotation, biological process: intracellular signal transduction. Bases 154 to 2751 code for a protein of 865 amino acids. NCBI's taxonomy places the organism in Eukaryota, Metazoa, Chordata, Actinopteri, Atheriniformes, Melanotaeniidae.
UUGAACAGACGGAGAUCAGCCUGCAACGCGACGAUGAGAGCUGCUGCUGUUAACGAGCUAGUAGCAAAACAUCGCUGAAAAUUUCCUCGUAUAAUGGAUUUUAUUCCCUCUCGUUAUAUCAUUUGAAGAGAAAAAAUAUUUCCGUUACAAUUUAUGAACAUGAGUUCUCAUAUCAUCACUCCUGGACCGUACCGAGCCACAAAACUGUGGAAUGAGGUGACACGUUUGUUUCGGGCUGGCAUGCCCCUCAGAAAGCACCGGCAGAACUUCCGGCACUAUGCUUCCUGCUUCACUGCUUCUGCUGCUGUGGACUGGCUGCACCAGCUGCUCCAGAACAACAGCAACUUUGGCCCUGAUGUCACCAGGCAACAAACUGUUCAGCUCUUGAAGAAGUUUCUGAAGAACCACGUGAUCGAAGACGUGAAGGGUCGCUGGGGAACAGAGGAUCUAGAAGACAACAACAUUCUGUAUAGAUUUCCUUCAACUUCUCCUCUGAAGCCCAUUCCUUGUCCAAAUCCAUCCUUGACCUCUAGCUCCAUAAAGAAAAGACCUUCUUUCAGGGACAAGGAAGGUUUCUUCAAAUUUAGAGGCAUCAAGAAGCAUGAGAAGGAAACAUUGGAAAAUGUAGAUCCUGCCCUACAAGUACAGCAGGAGGGAGCAAACCAGUCUAUAGAAGAGCAGAAGCUCCAGAGACGGGAGCUGACACCAGAGAAUGAACAGGAGAUCUGGAGAGACAUCACCCUUACCCACCUGCAGAGGAUUCUGGGUGUGGCGUCGCUUGAUGAGGUUUUAAACCAGCGUUACGUAAACCCACAGAACAUCAUCCACAAUAUGACCAAGGUCAACAAGCACGGAGUUGUUACACUGGAUGACAAGACAAAUGAUCUUCCACACUGGGUUUUGUCUGCCAUGAAGAGUCUUGCCAACUGGCCAAAGUAUGACAGCGACCAGCCGUCCUAUCCCGGCUUUGAAAGAGACGUCUUCAAAACGGUGUCUGAUUACUUCUACAGCCUUCCACAGCCGCUACUCACAUAUGAACUGUACGAAUUGUUUAUCAACGUGUUGGUGUUUUGUGGGUAUGUCACCGCUCCCGCUAAGCUCCAGCAUGGGAAACGCAAGAAGUCAGAUCUUCCCGCAGUUCCUCCUCCAGCAAAGUCAUCGUUUCGCUCCACAGAGUGUCUCCUCUUGUCCUUGCUAAGGCAAGGCUCAUGCGAUGAGGUGGAAUCACCCAUGAGUGACGUGCUCGGUGGGAAACUGCAGUCACGGCUAGCAGCACUAAAAGGAGGUGGGGACAGUCAGUUAGGAGGCAGCUGCACCAGCCUCAGUACAGUUGGAUCCAUGAAACCUCAAACCAGGAGCUGCUCUCUGGAACUCCUCCUUGAUGACUCUGCACCUCUCAGCCAGCAGCAGCUUUUUCUUUCCAGUGACAGUCUGGCACCUUGCUCCCAAAGCAAGAAGAGCCAGGAUGACAGUCCUUCUGUUGCAGCACAGGAAAGUCCCUCAGACUUUACUUCUGUGUUCAAAACUAAUCAAAUUACUUGCAAAAACCAUCCAGGAGCUACAAUUAGAAAUCGAGUAUCUGUGAUAUCCACAACUGGAGUACCUGCUGCACAGAGGUUGCGCUCCUUGCGGCCUCGCAGCGUCGGCAGCUGUCUGGACAUCGUUGUAGAGACCACAGAGGAAGAAACCAAAGAAAUCAAGUGGCAGGGUCGAGCAACCAGCUGCCUCAACGUGAACACUCCUGCAAGCCAAAAUCACUCUUCCUCAGCUUUACAUCCAACCUUGUCCUAUCAGCCCCCCUCUUCUCCCCAUCAUCUUUUCUCCUCUUUUUCACCUGCUGCAACCAAAGUCCAAGGGUCCAGUGCUGCCACAGGACCCGGUAUGUCUAGAAACGCCUCCAGUACCUGUAAUCUUUGGACACUCCCUGCACCUGCUGUUGUCCGCCGCUGCCUCAGCUCUCUGGAUGUGUCCAAAUCUUCUCAGCCUGUUUCACUGCUCAAGCCUGUCUGUGUGCCCGCAAGAAACUUCCAGCAUUCCCAACCCAGUCCUGAGCACAGUGUUCUGCAGCCUCAGUGCGAGCGUGUAGCCAUUGAGGCUUUGCAGCUUUGCACUCUUCUCCUUCCUCCUGCCUCCCGCAGGAAGUUGCAGCUCUUAAUGAGGAUGAUGUCACGCAUUAGCCAAAAUGUGGACAUGCCUCGCCUCCACCCCGCCAUAGGUACCCGAACACUGAUGGUUCACACAUUUUCCGGAUGUGUCCUGAGCAGUGCAGAAGAGUGUGACUUGGACGAGCUUUUGGCUACGAGACUGGUGUCAUUUCUAAUGGACCAUCAACAAAACAUCCUCUCAAUACCAGAAUACCUGCUCAGUGCGAUCAGUGAUCACAUACAAUACCUACGUACAGCACAGGUCCCUGUCGACUCUGUUCCUAACACCGAUGAUGGCGAUCCAGUCUGCGUGCCGGUACCGAUGUAUGCCUUCUGCCGGCAAAUAAGUGGUGCAGAGUUCGAACAGCAAAAGCUGGAAUCUUCUCAGAAAGCCAUGGAAGAGUUGCUGGAGAUCCUGCUGACAGACCAAAACAUGAGUGAAAAGUGCAGACGCAAGAAACUGAAGCAGUUUCAGAAGCAGUAUCCAGACAUCUAUAGACGCAGAUUCCCAUCCUCAGACAGGGAAAACAAGACCAACAACCAGCCAAAGAUAAAACCCCCCCUCCUCGCCAUCAGGAAGACCAAAACAUUCGGCAUCAGGAGUUAAACUUUUAAAAAGCUGAGGGUCACUGCUCACAUUGCACUCCAAAUCAGAGUUUUUUUCUUUUUUUUAACUCUUGCAGCCAUAAAUAUUAUUUUGAAAAUGCCGUUAUUGGUAUUUGUGGGGGGGUUGUGUAUUUAUAUAAUGUGAAUAAAUGUGUGUAUGGUAACAGCUGAGAUUGAUAUUAGCAGACAAACAGAUGAGCUGUCUUUUAAACUGUUCCUGCUUUAGAUAUGAAGUUUUUUUAUUUUGUUUUCCUGGAAAAUGUAGUCACCGUAACCAAUUUCAUUUGAUUUCAGCUGGUAAUUGUUUGUUGAUUGUAUGUGUGUGCAUGCGUCUAAGGUUUAAAACAGAUUUGGGAGGAAAAUAUGCAAUUUUUACAUCCUUGUCAACGUGUGCGUUUAAGAUUUAAUUUAUUUAUGAUAUAUGGGAGCAUUGCUAGUUGUAGAAAUAUUUCUCAUGUAUUUUUUCCAUAGUUUUUCACUUAUUUUUAUUACAGAUGCUCUAGUUUUGCUUUAAAUGCCCUUCCGUGUCUGAGAAAUACCAUGUUCAACCUGAUCUUUUUCUGAGUUUAUUCUUGUUAAAUGCUUCUUUUUUCCCUUGCAUGCAUUUGUGAUGUGUUUUUAGAUUGU